AUGAGGGUGGACUUCAGACUGUCGAGAAGAUCCUUCCACGGUCUGAUGGCCAUCCUCGGCACAGCAUGUGACCAUGGCUGGGGACCUGUCAUUGAGUCCCUCGUCUUCCUGUUUUGGCUGGCCAGUGCUAGCUCCUACCGUGUGGUCGUUCGACUUCCAACAGAAGACGACUUGCCUGAAAUAGGAGCAGGCUUUGCACGGUUGGCUGGGUCGGCAGCCUUCCACCGGGUUGUGGGCAGCAUCGACGGCUGCCACGUCCGUGUGACCCCCCCAGUAGAGGACGCAGCCUGUUACCUGAACAGAAAUAUUUUUUAUUCAGUUCAACUUCAGGCUGUGUGUGACCACACAGCUAAGUUCAUCGAUGUGUUUGUUGGCUUUCCCGGGUCGGCUCAUGACGCGAGGGUUUUGAAGCACAGCCCCCUGUACUACCAGAAAAGGUACCCUCCUCCUGGUUUCUGCCUCAUCGGGGAUGGUGGCUACCCUUGCCUCAGGCAACCCAUCACCCUCAUGACUCCCUUUAGGCAGCCUGUCCAAAACAACCUCCAGGUCCGCUUCAAUGCUCACCUUUCAAGAGCAAGGUCUGUUGUGGAGAGGGCCUUUGGUAUCCUGAAGACCAGAUGGAGGUCCAUAUUUUUGAAGGCACUGGAGGUAGAUGUCCUCUAUGUCCCGGAGGUCAUUGCCUGCUGCACAGUCCUUCACAAUAUCUGCUUGACCAAUGGGGACCUGUUGGAGCCAGAAGCUUAUGCGGAGGGAGAAGCAGAGGACCACCCACAACCAGCUCUUCAAGGCGCCAUCUGUGGAGCUGAGGACAG
Molecule: messenger RNA, 812 nt
Organism: Etheostoma cragini (Arkansas darter)
Lineage: Eukaryota; Metazoa; Chordata; Actinopteri; Perciformes; Percidae
Product: protein ALP1-like
Exons: 2
Source: RefSeq, a predicted model, not a curated record